Ctenocephalides felis (cat flea) is the source of this 1466-nucleotide messenger RNA. Its product is annotated as protein fuzzy homolog. Gene Ontology annotation, biological process: non-motile cilium assembly; vesicle-mediated transport. The coding region runs from base 95 to 1357 and encodes 420 amino acids. The record is from RefSeq and is a predicted model, not a curated record. The transcript has 8 exons. Lineage: Eukaryota; Metazoa; Arthropoda; Insecta; Siphonaptera; Pulicidae.
UUGUGUUUGUUAAUUUCAUUUCUUGUAAUACAUUGCAAUAAUAAAAUUUAAAAUACAUAAUCUUAAGUAUUUAUUAACAGAGUAAUUUACAAUAAUGGCUGUAUAUUUAACAUGUAUUACAUCUGCUGGAGGAAUACCUAUAUUUAACAGGAAAAAAGGCGACGGAGAACAAUUGCCAUUUUCAACAGUGGGUGCUUUGAAGGGCAUUCAUCUCUUUUGCAAGACUUAUUCUUAUGAUUUACAGUCUACCAAAAUUAAGAAUGGAUCUAUUGUUUGGAAAGAAUUUUAUGAUAGUAUAAUUCUGAUCAUAAUAUCUCCAACUACAACAGAAAUUGUUCUGCAAGAAUUUUUAUCAAAAGUUUUUUGUGCUAUGGUUUUUUAUGUUGGACUUGAUCAGCUGAAAGAUAUCAAAAGUGUUGAACGAUUGAAAAGAGAUUUAAGACCUUGUAUGUCUUUGGUAGAAAAAAUGUUAGAAAAUCUGAAUACAGAAAUAAAUUAUACAGAAUGUAUAUUAGGACCAGACACAAAUGUUCUAGCAUCUUGUCUUGAAUCAUUUAGUGAGCAAAUAGAAUCUCCUUUUUGUUGUUUGUUAAUAAAUAACCGUCUAUCAAUUGCAACAGAGGCUUGGUGGACAUUGCACUUCUUUGAGAGGCAAUUAUUGUCGCUUGUUGCUUUGUUGGAUCCUGCCAGUACAAAUUCUGUAAAAGAACUACCUGUAUUUUUACUUCAUAAGAGUCCAAAUGUUGCAUUUCGAUUAAUCUGGACACCAGUUUCUUCCAGCAGCAUUAUUUUAGCACUCUGUGGGCCAACACCAGAUGCUAGUGAAAUUACAAAUAUUAUUCAAAUGUCUUGGCAAAAGGCUCAUGAAGCAUUAGCUGCUGCUUUACUUUGCGCACCAAGAAAUUUUCCAUUGCAUAUUCAGAUUGAUCCAACAGUAUUAGGCAUCCUGCUAAUUAAUUUUAAAAUUGGCAAGUAUGUCAUAUCUCGUAGUCCACAAUUAACUGGUUUGAAAAGAUCAGUAAGUGGUGCGCACCGUGUUGAUGUUUUGCAUGCAUUCCAUAAUCAAAUAAUAAAAACAACCAUGGCUGCAAAUAGGUUUAAUGAUGAUAAUACAUCAAAUAGUUUAGGCAGUACAUCAUCUAGGGGUAAUAAAUCACCUCAUAAUCAGAUCUGUGACUUAUUUUGGGAUGGCUUUGAAAGCUACUGGUGCAGUGAAUAUCACAAAUGCCAUUGCUUAGUUGAAGGAGACAAUAUGAUGUGUAUUAUGUAUACUUCAGUGAUGCCUGUCUGCACAAUGAGAAUUGUGACACAGAAGACACUGAAGUUAUUUCUAACAGAUAAACACAUCCAUUGGUAAUUUUAUAUAAUAAUUUGACUGAUUUAAUAAUCAUAAUAUCAAAAUAUAUUAUUAUUACAUUUAUAUUUAUAUUAUUACAUUACACUAUAUAUAUAUAUGAGUAAGUACU